This is a messenger RNA of Peromyscus eremicus (cactus mouse), 1145 nucleotides long. RefSeq names its product double homeobox protein B-like. Bases 1 to 1056 code for a protein of 351 amino acids. The transcript is spliced from 5 exons. The record is from RefSeq and is a predicted model, not a curated record. Gene Ontology annotation, molecular function: DNA binding. Lineage: Eukaryota; Metazoa; Chordata; Mammalia; Rodentia; Cricetidae.
AUGGAUCUAAGCUGCCCUUUUGGCCUACUGGGAAAAGAAGUCCGGAGGAGGAGAAUUGUUCUGAACCAGAAGCAAAAGGACACUCUUCGUGCAUGGUUUCAAAAGAAUCCCAAUCCGGAUUUAGCUACCAGGGGACUUUUGGCUAAGGAACUGGGCAUCUCAGAGUCUCAAAUUAUGACUUGGUUUCAGAAGCACAGAAAAAUACAGAAACAAGUGGAGUUUGAUUAUUCUUUUGAAGACGGCCAAGCCCAGGGACAGAAUAAACCUAAAGUUAAAGAACCUGGGAGGAGCCGGACACAUUUUACAAAGGUGCAGAUUGAUACUCUAAUUGCAGCUUUCAAGAUUAAUCGAUUCCCCGGGAUUGUUACCAGGGAAAUGCUGGCUCAAGAAACAGGCAUCCCCGAAUCCAGAAUUCAUAUAUGGUUUCAGAAUCGGAGAGCUCGGCACCCAGACACCCAACAGGGUACUCAGGCAACUGCUCAGCUGCCUCAGAACAGCCAGUGCCCUGCCCUGAAGACUACUGGUCAACCUCCUCCUCCUACAACUCUCACCAGCAGCUUGUCAGUUACACCAGCCUUUUCUCCACCAGACACACAAUCUAGUCCUUUGGACCUCUCUAGGGGCAAUCAGAAGCAGUUAUCAAGGACCACAGUACCACAGCCAUCCCAGGUUGUACAGGGAAGGGGUGAUAGUCCAAGUUCCUCAGUGUUUAAUGGCCACUUAUCGCCGGUAAUAACUCCAGGACUGGAGGGCUUCCAUCCUCAGGCUCCUUUAUGGCUCCCAAUCCAAGAAAGAUGUCAAGAUCCCAGAGAGAACAGUGGUUUGGCUGUACCACCCUUAGGCGAUUCUACGCAGGCUCCAGCUGUCAAUCAACUGGACCAGAAAGACUUUGCCUUUCUGCAGCACUGGGAUGAAUGGUUCCAACUGAUGCUUGCUGAAUGGAUACCUGACAAAGAAUACUGGUCUCCUGGUAAAUCUGAGCUACAUCCAUGGCAGAUGCAGCUUCAGCAGCCUGCCAGUCUACCUCAUCAAGCAGACAAAAUUCCACAGCAGUAGGGUUAAGCCUCAAGCCGUUUCUAUUAAUUUCCACUGAACAUGGCUUCAUCUUUUCACAUCCAGGCCCACCUGUGGAUGACUGUGCAUGG